AUGGACCGCACGACGGGUCCCAACCAUCCACCACCCCCUGAAAAACCAAAAUUCCUUUGCAUCCCUGCUCGCCCAUUCACAUGUUUCAUCACAAUAUUCGGAAUUCUCAAAAGUGCAUCGUCGUUCUAUCAGAAUCCCAACGCAGGAACUGGAGCAUUCGCAUUCAUUCUUCUAACCAUAGAUCUUCUUAUCCUGGUUGGACUCUCACAAAACACUGAAAAAUGUUAUUUAUGGACACUGAAAGUGACAUUCAUCGGUCUCGGAUUUAUAACUCUUCAAUUUCUGAUUUAUCCAGUUAUUGUUGCGUCUUCUGCGGCUUCUGGGUCGAUUCCGAAUGCGUAUGCAGAAUCGGCAUUUCAAAUUGUAAAUCGGACAUUUGGUGGAAAUGAUGAAAUGUUUUUGAGAGGAGUCAUGGCUGGUUAUGUUAUGGAGCUCGCUUUCAUUUUUAUGAUUGCAUUGCAAUUUGUGAAAGCCUUCCUGAUCACUCGUCUGUGGGAUUAUGAAAAGACUCUUGAAGAAAUGCGAUAA
This is a messenger RNA of Caenorhabditis briggsae, 528 nucleotides long. The record is from RefSeq and is a predicted model, not a curated record. Bases 1 to 528 code for a protein of 175 amino acids. NCBI's taxonomy places the organism in Eukaryota, Metazoa, Nematoda, Chromadorea, Rhabditida, Rhabditidae. The transcript has 2 exons.